Messenger RNA from Habropoda laboriosa, 1387 nucleotides. RefSeq names its product nudC domain-containing protein 3. The record is from RefSeq and is a predicted model, not a curated record. Gene Ontology annotation, biological process: protein folding. The coding region runs from base 416 to 1387 and encodes 323 amino acids. NCBI's taxonomy places the organism in Eukaryota, Metazoa, Arthropoda, Insecta, Hymenoptera, Apidae. The transcript has 4 exons. Gene Ontology annotation, cellular component: cytoplasm.
UACAAGUCAAGUGCUACUUGUCAUUUAUUUCAAUGACAUGUGUUAAAAAAAUCAGAAAAUCUAAAAUUAUAAAAAAAAAAUGUACGCGUGAAAAUUUCGUUUAAAUGUUGUGCAACCGAAAUUUAUCGCAUGAAGGCGAAACGUAGCAAACAAUUGGCAAAAUUCUCCAACGUGUCAGAUAAACGGAAUUUCUAAACAGUGUCUCUCAAACAAUACUUCUCAACAUAACCUAUUUACGAAAAUAAAUUGACAAUAAGCAAGUAUAUCGUAAACAGAGGGCAGUCUGUUGUUAGAAGACCUAUUCAUCACCGUCGAACAAAUUUCGCAUAAUUUUUCACACUGGAAUAUUAACAAAUAAAACGGUUAUUCGAAUUAAAACAUCGAUAAAAACGAUACAUUAGAAAAGAACUCCAUAAUGAGUUCUGAUCACGAUCAGGCAUUUUUACAAAUUUUACAAAAAGAGAAAAAUAUCCCAAAUUUUUUAGACGCACUUUUCGGGUUUUUAUACAGAUACACAGAUCUUUACAUUGAAUCUGGAGGAGAUCAAAAAUUAGGAUUCCCACCUGGUAUGGGAGAAAAGCUUGUCUUACAUAGUUUCCAAAAAUGGAAGAGAAUAUCUAAAUUUCCCAGUGAAACAGAUCUUCUAAACAAUCAGGAUUUUAUUAUAGAGAAUGACGAUAAAGAUGAAGAUGAGUCAAUGACAAUAGAAGAAGAUUCACCUAUUCCACAGGUUGAUCAUGAAGUAGAAAUUGAAACAUGCAAAGAAAGUCAAAUUAUAGGUCAAUCUAGUCAAUUAAUCAAGAGGGAUCGGUCAUCAGACAGCUAUAAUGGAGCAGUGAGAGAAAAUUACACUUGGUCACAGACUAUCAGCGACAUAGAUGUGCUGGUCAAACUGCCCAGUUGUAUAAAAACAUCAAAAGACUUAAGAAUUCAUUUGGAUUCAAAAGAAAUUAAGAUAGAAGCAAGGGCAUCAAGGGUUGAACAGAAUCAGGAGAUAGAAGAGUGUCUGUAUUUUGUAUGGAUCACAAUUUUCAAAGAAGAGUUUUGCUUUAAAAUUCGAAAAGAUGAAUCAAUGUGGAGCAUUGUACCUGGACAACACAUUAGCAUUCAUCUUGAGAAGGCUUCAGAAAGGUGGUGGGACGCACUGAUCAUUGGUGAGCCAAAAAUUGACUUGUCGAAAAUCGAUUGUUCGAGAAAUUUAGACGAUCUGGGAUCAGAAGAGCAGAUGAAGGUUCACGAGUUAAUGUGGAAUCACCAACAAAAGCUUCUUGGCAAGCCAACUUCUGAGCAAAUUAAAAUAGAAAAGGUACUGAGAAAAGCAUGGGAAGCUAAAGGAUCUCCGUUCGAGGGCACACCGUACGAUCCCUCGAUAAUAAACUUCAACUGA